Molecule: messenger RNA, 1275 nt
Organism: Aedes albopictus (Asian tiger mosquito)
Lineage: Eukaryota; Metazoa; Arthropoda; Insecta; Diptera; Culicidae
Product: coenzyme Q-binding protein COQ10, mitochondrial
Exons: 3
Coding region: 190-798 (202 amino acids)
Biological process (GO): ubiquinone biosynthetic process; cellular respiration
Cellular component (GO): mitochondrion
Molecular function (GO): ubiquinone binding
Source: RefSeq, a predicted model, not a curated record
CAGUCACAGUCAUUAGUGCGAGUGGGCGAACGACCAACACUUUUCUUGCUGGCAAACAAACGGGAAGGCGAACCUUUCUUCGCUAUUCCUUACGCACCACAAUUUCAAUCGGCGCAAUUUGUUUUGCUAGCAGGAGAACUCGCAGUUUCUCUAGUUUCUUGCCUCGGACAGAUCGACAAGCGCCCCAGAAUGUCCACCAGAAUCGCUUCCAGCGUUAAAAGUGCGCUGCUGUCGCGAUCGCAGCCACAGUCGAAACCCCUACUGUACUCCACCUACCGAGGGUUGUUCGAUUUCACUCCCAUCACCAAUACGAGGCGAGAAUUCAAACAGAAGAAACUAGCAGGCUAUUCCAUGGAACAACUGUACGACGUGGUCUCAGACGUCGAGAAGUACAACACCUUCGUGCCGUUCUGCAAAAAGUCCCACGUCUACGCCAAAAAGCCCGGUUCCCUGAAGGCGGACCUCAUCAUUGGGUUUCCCCCGCUGAACGAAAGCUACACCUCGAAUGUGACCCUGGUGCGGCCCAGUCUAGUCAAGGCGGAGUGCGUCGACGGGCGGUUGUUCAACUACCUGCUGACGGCGUGGCAGUUUAGUCCGGGCCUGAAGGACAUCCCGCAGUCCUGUGUGAUCGAUUUCAUGGUGGCGUUCGAGUUCAAAUCGGCACUGCACUCGCAGCUGUCCAACCUGUUCUUCGACCAGCUGGUCAAACAGAUGGAGUACGCGUUCAUUCAGGAAGCGGGCCACCGGUACGGCCGGCCAUCCAUCAAAAGCCACGUUCUGGUGUCGAAUACGUCGUGAUUUGGUUUAUGACGCGCAUAUUUGUGCUAGAAUGAAAUUAUGACUCAGCGUAUAUUUAUUUUCGGGUAGGACGAGACUUGUUUGUACAUAUAUUGUGUUAUAUCUAGUAGCGAAAGGUGAUUUUAAUUUGAGGACCGACGUGGUCAGAAACGGACGAAAGGAUUGCAUGGGCCAAACAUCGAGACGAAUGAUGGACUAAGCACCAAAUAUUUACGGAAUAGCCAAAAUACAUUAGAACGCAAAGCAUCAACAUACCGCGACCUGUGAACUUGCUGUGGACAUUUAUUUUGGUAUUAAUUACCGCUGGGCCAAUGCGCCGGAAGCACAUGGCAGCUGGUCACAUCAGAGCAGAGUCUAGGUCACGAGCGUUCAUAAUCAGAUCAGACGUAGGUAUUACAAGAGAGCCAAGGCAAAAAUGGACGGACAUUGGUAAAUCGAUGAAUAACAAAUAAAGCCAAGAUUACAAAUCUGGAUAAA